GUUAGGAUUUUGGCAGCCUCGACGACUACAGUAAGUCGGAGUCCUCGUGAUAUAAGAACAUAUUAAUAAAUUGUUUUUAUAUUUAAAUUAUUUUCUGAUGACUGGUGAUCAAUUAAUUGAAUCAUAAACGAACAUUUCCUUUCUUUUAAUUCAUUUUCAUAUCUUUAGUACUCAGGAAACCAAAAUGGAGUCGACCAAAUUUUUACCAACCUUUUGUUUGAUAGGUUUAGCUUUGUUCCCUCGUAUGCAUGCGCAAAAAGCAUUUGGUAUUUACCCUCGUUCCCUUCUUCCUCCUCCUCCUCCUCGUCGUGGUUCCCCUCCUCCUCCUCCUCCUCGUUCCCCUCCCCCUCCUCCUCCUUUCGUUGCUGAUGGCCCAAAUACGGUCGUUUCGAAUGCCCCUCCUCCUGUCGGUGCUGAUGGCCCGAAUACCUUCGUUGCUCCUCCCCCUCCAGCGGCUCGACUAAGCCCCAUUCUUGUGGUCGGGUUGAUUGUUGGAGCUGGUGCUUUGAUUUUUGGCAUAGUUUUCAUUUGGUUUAUUUUAAGGAGGAAAACACACAAGGCGAACAAAUUAGAUUAUGAUAUGUUUGAUGAGCUCUUUUUUGGUGAAUUCAAAAAUGGGAUGGGACCAAGGAAGUUUUCCUUUGUGGAAAUAGCUAAAGCGACCAGUAAUUUCAAGGGUGAAAAGCUUGGAGAAGGAGGGUUUGGUGCAGUUUAUAGAGGAUACUUAAGGGACUUGGAUACUCAUGUGGCUGUUAAGCGGAUUUCAAAGGCCUCUAAGCAAGGAAUCAAGGAGUAUGCAUCUGAAGUGAAGAUCAUUAGCCGAUUGAGGCACAAGAAUCUGGUCAAGCUUAUUGGUUGGUGUCACGAAAAAGGGCAACUUAUACUCGUUUAUGAGUUCAUGGCUAAUGGCAGCCUAGAUUCCCAUCUUUUCAAAGGUAAAACCUUAUUGACCUGGGAUGUGAGGUUUCAAAUUAUGCAGGGCUUGGCAUCACCUCUUUUCUGUCUACAUGAAGAAGGUGACCAUUGCGUACUACACAGGGAUAUCAAAGCCAGCAACGUUAUGUUGGAUUCUAGUUUCAAUGCUAAAAUAGGGGAUUUCGGGCUGGCUCGACUAGUCGAUCAUGCGAAAGGGUCACAAACGACCCAUUUAGCCUGCACUAUGGGCUAUAUUGCACCUGAAUGUGUUUCAUCAGGAAAGGCUAGUAAAGAAUCCGAUAUCUAUAGGUUUGGAGUUGUUGCAUUGGAGAUUGCAUGUGGUAGAAGGUCAAUAGAGCCUAUGUAUGAAGAAUCUCAGGCUUCGUUGGUAGCUUGGGUGUGUAAGUUGUACGGAAAUCAACAGAUACUUGGUACAGUUGACCCAUAACUAGGCAUGGACUUCGAUGCUCUACAAAUGGAAUGCUUGUUGAUGGUUGGGCUGUGGUGCGUCCAUCCGGACCAAAAUUUGAGACCGUCGAUAAGGCAGGUAAUUCAGGUACUUAAUUUUGAGGCACCAUUGCCAAAACUUCCAAGUAGGAGGCCUUCUCCCACAUAUGAUGUGCCAACUACUUCUGGAAUUCAAGUAAGUGAGCCAUGUUUUUCUACGGUGUCUAUUACAAUCCCGCGUUAGAUCAAUACUUGUAGAGAAAUUGAAAAGUUUUGUAUUGAAUUUGAUUCAUAUGUUAAAAACCAUUUGAUAUGACAUUGAAAUCUAUAAUUGUUGAAGUUACACUUGUUUAAGUAUUGAAAUAUUAGAAUUCUAACAUUUGACUUAUUGAGUAUGAGGCUCAUCUCAUAACUUAUAUCGUGAAUUCGAGUCACAGAAAUCACCUUUUUAUGAUGUGAGCAAUUCACCUUUACCAAAGGUGUGUGAGUUGUACCAAAAAAGAUAUUAAAAAAAGUGUUGAAAUAUUGAGUUGUCAACUCCCACAUAUGAUGAUGUGCCAAUAAUUAGAAUUCAAGCAAGUGAGCCAUGUUUUUCUACUGUGUUUGUUACAAUCCAACGUUAGAUCAAUAAUUGUUGUAGAAAAAUUGAAAAAAUUAGUGUUGAAUUUAAUUUGUAUGUUAAAAACUAUAUCAUAUCUAAUUGCGAUCUAUAAUUGUUUAAUUUAUACUUGUUUAAGUAUUGAAAUAUUGGAACUCCAAACAUUCCGCUUAUAGGUCAUGAGGUUCACAGUAAAUUUGUAUAAAUAGAGAUCGCCUAUUUAUGAUAUGAGUGAUUGGAGUAUGUGAAUUGUGUAAAAAAAAUUAUUAAAAAAUGUUAGAAAUAUAAUAUUUUUUAUCCAAACAUUAUCCAAGACAAUUAGACCCCUAUUUUUUCAGAAAUACAAGUUUCGUAGAGUAGAGGGACCAUAAUCACAUGUAAAAAGAAUCUUUUGCUUUUAACGUAGCCCACAUAUGUAUUUCUACAAUUCUUCUUAGCCCCAUGAAAACGCCAGCCCCGAUGCCUGCGGUGUCGUUAAGUCGUAGUCUAUGAGAUAUAAGAAUAUAUUAAUAAAUUGUUUUUAUAUUUAAAUGACUUGAUAUUUAUGAAAAUAAUAAUUGAAAUUUAUGGUAAAUGAUAAUAGAGAAUUAACAAAAUAAUAUAAAAUAAAAUUUAAAAGUAUUGCGAAUGAGAUUGGUAGGUUGCAUCCUUUGCACUGUCUGGUUUCGGUCAUCCAUGAGCUCCUUCAACGUGAAUGGACUUGUGAGAUUUCCUACAUUCCUCGCCAGCGAAAUAGUGUGGCAGAUUGCAUGGCUAAACAGAGUUUGCAUAUUACCGAUGGAUUGUUGUUAUUUGAUCAAAUGUCGUUUAAGUGUUUCCCACCUUGUGCGAGCUGAUACGGAGGGUGCUGCCUUCCCACGUUUGAUUCACAUUUCUUAAGGUAUUGCAAACCAUUGGCUGUUUGUGAAUAGUUGCAGUUGGACUAGUUUUCUGAUGAAUGGUGAUGAGUUGAUUGAAACAUAACCAAACUUUUUUUUUUUUUCAUUUUUGAAUCAUUUUCGUAUAUUCUGUCGUCAGAAAACCAAAAUGGAGUCGACCAAGUUUUCACUAACCUUCUGUUUGAUAGGCUUAGCUUUGUUCCCUCGUAUGUAUGUGCAAUCUGCACCGAUGGCUUAUAAAUCAACUAACGCUUCAAUUACCGUAGUUGCUGAUGGCUCAAAUCCCGUUGGUUCUUGUCUCCUCCUCCUCCUGUUGCUGCUACCGUUGUUGCUCCUCCCCCUCAUGCUUCAAGAGACACCAAUUCUGUGGCGGCGUUGAUUACUAUCUCAGUUUUCGUGGUGUUGAUUGUUAUCUCACUUUGCAUUUGCUGUUUUUGCUGCCGCAGAUUAUGGAGAAAAAGACAGAAGGCCAUCAAAUUAGAUAAUGAUGAUGAUGACAAGCUCUUUGGUGGUGACUUCCAAAAUGGAAUGGGACCAAAUAAGUUUCCCUUUACGGAAAUAGCUAAAAUGACCAGUAAUUUCAAGGGUGAAAAGCUUGGAGGAGGAGGGUUUGGUGCAGUUUACAGAGGGUACGUAAGGGACUUGGAUACCCUUGUUGCUGUUCAGCAGAUUGCAAAGGCCUCUAAGCAAGGAAUCAAGGAAUAUACAUCCGAAGUGAAGAUCAUUAGCCGAUUGAGGCACAAGAAUCUGGUUAAGCUUAUUGGUUGGUGCCAUAAAAAAGGGGAACUUGUACUCGUUUAUGAGUUCAUGGCUAAUGGCGGCUUAGAUUCCCAUCUUUUCAAAGGAAAAACCUUAUUGACCUUAGUGACCAUUGCGUACUACAUAGGCAUAUCAAAGCUAGCAACGUUAUGUUGGAUUCUAAUUUCAAUGCUAAACUCGGGAUUUCGGGCUAGCUAGGCUAGUCGAUCACGCGAAAGGGUCACAAACAACCCAUUUAGCUGGGACUUUAGGCUAUAUGGCUCCUGAAUAUAUUUCUUCAAGAAAAACUAGCAAGGAAUCUGAUGUCUAUAGUUUUGGAGUUGUUGCAUUGGAGGUUGCAUACGGCCGAAGAUCAAUAGAACCCAUAUAUGAAGAAUCCCAAGCUUCAUUGAUAGUCUGGGUGAGGGACUUGUACGAAAACCGAUAAUUGCUUGGUGCGGCUGACCCGAGACUAUGCAUGGACUCCAAUGCUAUGCAGGUGGAAUGCUUGUUGAUGAUUGGGCUGUGGUGCGUCCAUCCGGACCGGAGUUGAAGACCGUCGAUAAGGCAAGUAAUUCAGGUUCUUAAUUUUGAGGCACUAUUGCCAGAGCUUCCACGUACGAGGUCUACUCCCAUAUAUGAUAUAUCAACUGCUUCUAGAAUUCAAGCAAGCGAGUCAUACUUUUCUACUGUGUCAAUUACAUUCCCACGUUAGAUAAAUGCUUGAAGAAGUAUCGAAAAAAUUAAUAUUGAAUGUAUACUUAUUGAAGUAUUAAAAUA
Molecule: messenger RNA, 4356 nt
Organism: Gossypium arboreum
Lineage: Eukaryota; Viridiplantae; Streptophyta; Magnoliopsida; Malvales; Malvaceae
Product: L-type lectin-domain containing receptor kinase IX.1-like
Exons: 1
Coding region: 185-1363 (392 amino acids)
Biological process (GO): protein phosphorylation
Cellular component (GO): plasma membrane
Molecular function (GO): protein kinase activity; ATP binding
Source: RefSeq, a predicted model, not a curated record